AUGUCGUUGAAGCAAGAGAUAGAGACGUGGGUGUUGGCCCUAGACGCCUACGACAACCAAGACUUUGAUGAAUCUUUACGGCAAUUCGACCAGAUUGCAGAUACUUCAAAGAUUCUUUUCAAUUGCGGAGUGAUCUAUGCCACGCUAGGCGAGCAUGAGAGAGCAGUGGACUGUUAUCAAAGAGCUGUCGGGCUCGACCGGUAUCUGGCCAUUGCCUACUUCCAACAAGGUGUAUCAAACUUCCUCCUGGGCGAUUUUGAAGAAGCGUUGGCCAACUUCAAUGACACGCUCCUGUAUCUACGCGGAAAUACAUCCAUCGACUACGAGCAGCUGGGCCUCAACUUUCGCCUCUAUUCCUGCGAAGUUUUAUUCAAUCGCGGGUUAUGUUACGUCUACCUGCAGCAGAUGACCCCGGGCAUGCAAGAUCUCUCGUUCGCAGCGAAGGAGAAGGUCACGCCCGAUCAUGAUGUGAUCGACGAUGCGAUACGCGAGAAUGCAGAUGGAUACACGGUCUUUUCUAUCCCAGUGGGCGUCUUGUAUCGACCCAAUGCUGCCAAAGUGAAGAAUCUCAAGUCCAAAGACUAUCUCGGUAAAGCUCGAUUGGUGGCUGCGUCAGAUCGGUCACAAGGUGCCGAUCACCAAUGGCGGCCGAUGGUCGUCGACAAAGGCGCACUUGAAGAUCGUGAAGGCGUCUCUUGGGCUGCCACUAAUCUCGUUCACAAGGGCCUGUCCAGCCGAACUCGGCAGCAAUCUGAACCUCCCCUCACACGAAACCUCUUUCCUCCCACCCCUCCGCCAGAUGACCGGGCCACCAGCAAUGGCUCUGUCACGGGCUCCUCCCAUCAUCGCUCUGCCUCUCUUCGAGCUGGCCGACCAGCCCGUCUUGAUCUUGAACGCACGGGAGCCAGUCUCGACCGUCGAGCUCCAAACCAAAGCACUGUUCCCAACCCUGAAAAGCCCCGCCUGGGGACUACACGCACUGCCUCUGAGCCUCGGGGGCCUGCGGUGCGAUCUCUAGCCGCACGUAGUACCGGGGAAUCCAGUCGCAACGCUUGGUCUCAAGGCCAUCGCAGGAACCUCAGUGAGACCCACCAGAAUUCAAAUGAGACCGCUGAUUUUGGCGACCAAAGUCAACAAACCUACCUGGACGACCAGUCCUACACCAGUCCCACAACCGUCUCCAGCGCGGGUUGGGGUCGGGGGCGGCCCCACCCACCUGCCUUCAUUGACGAAGCAGACGAAUAUGCUCAUGAGGAGAGCGAUGUGCAGCACGUCCAAGACACAUCCUUUGAUUUCCGUGACACUGGUGUCGGAGGUACAGGCUCAUCGAGCUUUCGUGGCCCUCAACAGCGUCGCACACAAUCACCAGCACGACACUCGCGAAGGGCAAACUCACGGCGACCCGAGGUGCGGCGAUUCCGGACCAAAGUUCAUGCACCGGAUGAUAUUCGGUAUAUUAUGAUCGGGCCCACGGUCGACUUUGCGGAGUUCGAGACGAGAAUCCGAGAGAAAUUUGGGUUCCAAAGUCCCUUGAGGCUAAGAGUGCAGGAUGACGGUGAUAUGAUCACCAUGGUAGAUCAAGAGGAUCUAGAUCUCCUGCUGGCCAGUGCGAGAGAGAUUGCCCGGAGAGAGGGUAGUGAGAUGGGCAAGAUGGAGGUUUGGGUUGAAGAACGUGCGAUGAUUUAA
Penicillium oxalicum is the source of this 1686-nucleotide messenger RNA. RefSeq names its product putative PB1 domain protein. Lineage: Eukaryota; Fungi; Ascomycota; Eurotiomycetes; Eurotiales; Aspergillaceae. The transcript has 5 exons. Gene Ontology annotation, molecular function: protein binding. Bases 1 to 1686 code for a protein of 561 amino acids. The record is from RefSeq and is a predicted model, not a curated record.